Messenger RNA from Rubroshorea leprosula, 6607 nucleotides. Lineage: Eukaryota; Viridiplantae; Streptophyta; Magnoliopsida; Malvales; Dipterocarpaceae. The record is from the annotation of a GenBank genome assembly.
AUUAGAUUUUCAUUUUUACAGCAUCCAGAGAUGGAUUUUCACACCAUGAAUCGGAGGCAGCUUCAGGCGCUGUGUAAGAAGCAUGGCGUCCCGGCGAACUUGAAGAAUAUUGAAAUGGCGGAUCGGCUGGCCUCGAUCUACAAGGAAAAUGGAGAAUCUGUUUCGCAGGGACAAUCACCCUUGAGUAAUUUAGGUGUAAUACCUUGUGAUGAUGAUGCUAAGAAACAAGAUAAGAAAGUUACAUUUAGUCCAGAGGAUCAAGUUAUCUUCUAUGAAGUUUCUUUACAUAGGAGAGUAGGAAGGAGGAAGUCAAUGGCAGCAUCCAUGUCUAAGAAUCCGAAGGAGGAAGAAGACCGUGUGGUUAAGGAAGAUGAGAAGGUCAGAAAUCGUCCAAAGAGAACAAGGAAUAAUAGAAUGGAGGAUCAUUCUAUAGAAAGCAAUGAGAUUGAAAAAGUUGAAGUUGUUUCCAGAAGUAGACGAUCAAGGACACAGUCGAGGAAAGAAGGUUCUGCGGUUCAAGGGGAAGCUAAAAUUGCUGGUGUUGCAGAAGGAAGUGAAGGGGUUCUUCAACUUGAUGAACCUUCAAAAGUUUUAGGAAGAAAUGUGGUGAGACGAGAGUCUUCUUCGGUUCAGACAGGCCGAGAUGAAAGUAAUGCAGUUAAUGGAGAUGGUGCUGGAGUAGGAAAGGUUCUGAGGCGUUCGAAACGUAAGGCACAAGGGGAUAAUGAUUCUAAAAUUGUUGUUGUUGCAGAAGGCAGUGAAGGGGUUCUUCAACUCGAUGAACCUUCAAAAGUUUUGGGAAGAAAUGUGGUGAGACGGAAAUCUUCUGCCCCACUGACAGGCAGAGCUGAAAGCAAUGCAGUUAAUGGAGAUAGUGCUGGAGUAGGGAAGGGUUUGAGGCGUUCGAAACGCAAGGCAAGAGGGGAUAAUGAUUGCGAACCUCAAUCUGCCUCCAUUGUUUCAGCAAUUCAAAGUAAAACGGAUGUAGCUGAGGUUGAGGAAGAAUCUGAGGGAGAUAUUCUUCUUGAAGAACCACCCAAAGGUUUAAGUAGACAGGCUUCUAGACGGAAAUCUGUUGUGCCCAAAAAGGGUAAGGUGAGAAGUGAUGGACUGCUUGUGGAAAAGGAGACAAGGAAAAGGGUUAGAAAUAGCGACUUGGAUGCUAUUGAGGAAAAUGAUAAUGAGACUGAUAUGGAAAAGCGGAAUUCAGUUUCUCAGGGCCCCUCAAGAAGAAGCAGGCGCCACAAAACUGUUGCUCCUGCUGACACAGAGUUGGCAAUUCAAGGAGAAAGACGCCCAGAGAAAAAUGCUUAUGUGGUUAAAGAAUUCCCAAGAUCUGGUCAAAACACUUCCAAACACAAUUCAGCACGAAGCUCUAAAAAGGAUGAAAUUGCUGCUGUUGAGAAAGAUGGGUCACUUAACAAAGGAGAAGAAUCUAUUCUGGAAGGAGAAACUAAAAUGACUGAGUCUGGUCCUGUAACUGAAAAGCCCUCAAGGAGGACCUGUACUGCCUCUUCAAGCACCUCAGUUACACUUGCCCCUGCUAGUCCAACGUCUACAGAAGUUCAGAAGAAGCAAGAAAUCAGAUGGAGAAUGGCAACUGUUGACGAGGGGAUUGCAUCUCUAUAUGGUGUUUUAGCUCCCAAAGAACUACCAGCUGGAGAAGAAAGCUUGGCAGAACCAGAAGGUGCAGCAGAUGCAAAACAACUUGAUUUGGAUACAAGCCAGUGGACAAUUGAAUGCCUUGACGGGAGUUCUAAAAUCGGAAAGGAACAAAGAAAGGAGGCUUCUACAUCAGUAAAGUUGGGAAGUUUGUCUACAGAGCAAGAAAUAUGGCAGCCUUGUCAUAUAUCACCUUUGCAUGGCAAAGAAUACAGUUCAGUGAGAUGUGACAAAGAUAAACUGGCCUGUGGUGACAAUGUUGACAUUGAAGACAAUUAUCAGUCAUGUCAUUCUCUCAAUGGAAAAUGUGCUUCGGCAGAUGCUAAUUUGGUUGAGUCUAAACUGGUAGAAAUUGAAAUUAAUGAUAUCAACGUCGAUUCUUCUGAUGUUAUCCUCCAAGCUGAUGGCCUCUCAUCUGCUGACCAAGCGUAUAAUUCAGAUGAAACUUUGGUUGCACCGGAGAAAGGACUGUUAAUAGUUGAGAACAGUAACUAUAAAAGUGAUGAUGCUGAUGCCAAGGAGCAUGAAACUUAUAUCCAAGAGGACCAGAACUUAAUGAAAUUUCAUGACUCCAGUAUGACUGCUGUUGAACUAGUUCAGGAGGUAAAUAUCAAGCAUCACGUUGACAAAUUUGAUGACGGUGGCAGUUCUAAGGUUGAUUCUGAAACCUACUUGACAAGAGAAGAAGAAAUUAGUUCUGCUAAUUCUUCUGGCGGAGAAGGCAUCUUCCUAGAAGGAAGUGCAAUAGCAGAAAGUAUUGUUGUAGCUAUUGAAAAGCACGAAACUGCUGAUGAAUCCCAUCUUGUUACCAAAGAAACUGGUAUAGAAAAGAGUACAAAAGCCCAAUGGACUAAAAAUGGAGAAUCUGCGGUAAAUUUGUCUAUACCUUCCCCUGAAAACAAAGGCCUCGCAUGGAUAGCUACAAUUACUGUCAACAAUCCAGAAAAUGUGAUGUGUUGUGAAGUAGUGACGGAAGAAGUAAAACCAAGAAACAUUCAGUCUGAUGAUGUAUCUGGGUUUGAUGAGGACAGCCAACAGACUCAAGAUGACAAAGUAAUUCCAGUCCAGGGUGAUCCUGUUGAACUUGAAAGCGAAAUGGAUGGCCAGUUAUGCCAAUCUCUUGGUAGAAGAGCCACUAAUGCCACUGAUGAUUCUAUGAACUCUAGGCAGGAAGAAUCUGAAAGUAAAGUUGACAAGGUUUCUUCGGGAGAAAUCUCUGUUGCUGACGGUUUUUCAGCUAUCGACCAAAAAGAUCCUGCAGAGUGCACAGGUAAUACCCUGAACCCCUUAGACUUGCAACAAGGAUUGGAGACUGAAGAGCUAACUAGCUGUGAAAGCAAGUUCUGUUCAAGUGGUGAGGUAGAUGGUGAACAUAUCAAAGCUCCUAUUGAACAGGAUCAGAUCUUAGCAGAAUUAAAAGAUAUUGGCAUCAUUGCUUCUCAACCAGAUGGGGAUCAAAGUGAACUCUGUGAAAGUACUGUGUUGAAGAUGGUUUCUCAAAUUCCAUUGAAGAAUGCUGAGGAAACAAACUCAACUGAUUUUUCUGAAGAAGAAAAACUUCCUCAAUUUAAAAGUUUCCAUAAGGCUACUGACAAGAAAGAAACCUCUGUUGAGUCUGACCAUGCUCCUGCUGGAUCUUGUUCUGAAAAGAUUGUUGAAAUUCAGGGAACCACAAGUGCAUCCAGACCUACACCACAAAGCCAAGCAGUUGGAACCACAAUGAGUAGAGGUGAAAAUGGGUUCAGCAUUCUGGCAUGUGAAGACUGCAGCCCAAAAAAGAAAGAAGAAUCCCAAACAAGAAACAAAAAUUCUGUUCACGAAUCUGGAGUAACAUUUGAAUAUACCAGUAUGAUGGUUGACGGCGAAGAGAGACUGAUGCAGAAUGAAAUUAAGUAUUACCAAUCCUAUCGGUCUUUCAAUGGAAGGGAAACUCUUUGUGAUACUAAUUUGGUUGAAACUUCAGUGGAAUUUGAAAGUAGUAAUGAAAACUUGUUUUCUUCUGCCAUGGCCAUGCUGGCCAAUGAUUUCUCUUCAUUCAAUCAAGAAGACACUUCAGAUGGCCUUUCUCAACUAUUGGAUUUGGGAAAUGUAUUUGAGAUAGAUGAACCAACAUUAGGUGAGAAUGAGGACUUGGAAAGUGAUAGGGUGAGUGCUGAUGGUGAGAGGACUCCUGUUCAAGAAGAUACAAAGUUCAUGAACUUAGAAUAUGCCAAUAUGACUAGUGACAAAAUUGUUCAGGAGGUAAUUAUGGGGGAUCAGUUGAAUGAAAGCAGUGAAUGUAACAUUUCAAAGGGCAAUUUUGAAGUUGCCUUGAAGAAAGCUGAUGAAGUAUGCUUAUCCAAGUCUUCUGAUGGAGAAAGAAUUAUACAAACUGAAAGUGCUGUUAAGCUUGCUCCUGAAACUAGUACAGAAAUGGUUACAAAAAUCCAAUGGAGUGUCAUUGACCAUACUGGAGCAACUCCUUUUAUGUUUGAACAGAAGAGUCAAGUUUCAGGUACAAUUUGCAGUGUUGAAAACAUUAUGAGCAUUGCAGGACAUGGAAUUUUUGACGUACAGAGGAAUAAACAUGAAGUAAAAACAUUGGAAAAUGAAUUCAAAGAGGCAUUAAUUUCAGGCAAUAUCAACAGGCAACUCACAAAGGAGAAAGAAAAUGAAGACCCUGAGGGUUGUCUCAAUAAAUUGCCCGAGGAAAUGCCAAAGAAAUGUAUGGAUAACCUUUCAGAGAGGCGAGCAAUCAGUUCUGUUGCUGCAGAAGAGAGGAAUGCUAACAGCGUUGAAAAUGCUUACAAUCCUGAUGUUUCUUCACAAUGUGAAUUUUCAGGUUUUAGCAACAAGUUGUCCUUUAAUGAUCAUCAAACAGACAGCAAAGAGAUACGUGAAAAUUUUGAGGCAAUUUGCACUAAUAAUUGGGAUGAAAGAACACUGCUUGGUGAUAUACUAGAAGUCUCUUUGCCUCGGUUGGUGUUAGAGCAAUUGGAAAGUGCAAUUGAUGGUGCUCAAUGUUCUGAAAAUGAAGCAAAAAUUGAAGACAGUAUUGUUCUUAGUUGUAAAGCAUUGUCAUUGGUGGAACCAACCACGCUUAAUUCAGAAUUUUUUUCAAAGAAGCUUGAAGAUCAUGAACAGCUGGUUGGAGAAAGGAGCUGUGACGGUAAUGUGAAACAGCCUUUUUGUGAAGACUAUUCCGCCACAAGGAAGAGCAGAAAAAUAGAUGCAGAAGAGGAAAACACAACCCAUUAUCAAGUUACGGAUGUCCCAAGUGAUGGAGGAAGAAAUGAGAUGCCUAGUGAGGACAUAGGACAUGAACUUACAUAUGGAGGCACGAUCAAUGAGCAUGACGAGGUUGCAACAGUGAAAAGAGUUGGGUCUAGGAACAGUGCCGAAGGUUUGAAUGAUUUUGACCCUUGCACCCUAGAGAAGAGCAACACAGAUCUUCAAGAAGCUGCCAUGGAAAAAUUUAAAGACGACAAAAAUUCAUUACAUAAAGCCACACUCAUAGAUGACAUUGACAGGGUUCUUUUAGAGGAGCCUCAAUGUUUCAAUGAAGGGAAGAAUGAUGCUUCCGAGAGUAAGGAAAUACGUGGUUCAGGUUUGCCUGAUUACAUGUCUGACAGUUCUGCCGAAGUCUCCAAGGACGUCCGAAGCUGUGAAAAUUUGGCCUUUGUUUCUUCAUUGGAACCUGAGAUUGUUGUUGCUAAACCCAAUGAACACAAAGGAGAGAAUCCUGACGAAUCACAGAUUUUCACUAGUUGGCAGAUGAAUUUGUUUUGUGAGAAUGGCCUGGAUGGGGAUAGUAGUGAAGUUACCUGUUCAGAGAUAGGCACUCCAAAAACCAAAUUGAUUGGAGAAUCUUCAGAGAAAGUUGAAGAUAAGGUCAUUGAAGAAGAUGCUGUGCAAGUUUUAGAAGAGGAAUUUGGUGGGAAUCAACGUGAAAUUGCAGCAGAUAUCACUGGGCUGAAAUUUACUCACCCAGUUGUUUCGUUUGAGGCUAACAGCAAAGAUAGAGAAGAAAUCAAGGUAGAGGCUGACACUUCUAACGUUGAGCAAAGGUUCACUGGUCACGAGAAUUAUAAGGAUGAUGUUCUUGAGAUGACACAGGCUCAUUUUUCCUCAGACAGGACGAUUACUAAGGAUGAUGCAAGUCCUCACUUUUCCUCAUCUUUCGAUAAUCCUGUUUCAGGACUUGAUUCAAGAGACCUAAAAGAGGAUUAUUUAGCUGAAGCUGAUGUUCAAGAUGUAAAGUUUGCAAUCCAAGGGGAUAAAGUUGAAGACACAGAAGAAACAGUGAAUUUUAUCAAAGGUGCAGUAGGACUAAAUGUGCCAGUGACAGAUCAUUCUCAACCUUUCUUGAAUUCAGAUGUUGGUAAAGACAAUGUUUCUGAAGAAAACUUUAUGCAGCCCCAGAAUUUAUCACCUGAACAUACAAAUGCAGUAAAAGAGGAGGGAAGCAAUGGUUGCUUUGUGAAGCAAAUGAAUUCUUCAGUUAUGGAAAGAAAGAGCAGAACUAGUAUGAUUCCUAGAUUGCAAAAGAAACUCACCAUGGAUGCUAUGAAGGAGAAUAUGCUGAGCCCUAUGUGGAAGCAAGUUGGCAACAAGACUGCACCGAAACCAUCCUCUAAGAGGCGUGCUCUUGAGGAUAUCAGGAAACAUUAGCUUCAGUUUUCUCAUGUUUCCAGAUCUUCGCAAGGAAUGCAGUAACAGAUAUAGUGACCAUUUCUGAUUUACUUACUACAUAUGAGCACACCUGGUGCCCUAUUAAUUCACACUGUUCUGAAAAAUUAAAAAUGAUUUGACUGUCAUUUUUUUCUUAUUUUCCCAGAAAAGAUGUUUAAGGUUCUGGACUCUGCACAUUUCUGCUGUUUUAUCUUCAGCAACUGGGCUUCGAAAAUUUCUGCACUGACAGUUGUUAAAUUUGUUGUAAAUUUUAACAUAAAUUAAUUAUACUUGU